Messenger RNA from Didymodactylos carnosus, 371 nucleotides. Lineage: Eukaryota; Metazoa; Rotifera; Eurotatoria; Philodinida; Philodinidae. The record is from the annotation of a GenBank genome assembly.
UGCUGUUGGAACGGCUGGACAACGGUGUACUACAGCUUGAAGAUUGGUAUUUAUUAUUACGGAGUUUUGUAUUACAAAUUUCAUAUAUUAUUUGUUUUAUUAGAUUGUUCAUGAAAAAUUAUAUGAUGAAAUGUUAGAACGAUUAGGCAAAGCUUAUCAACAGAUUGAAUCGAGAGUGGGUGAACCAUUAUUGAAAGAAAAUGUUUUAUAUGGUCCGUUACAUACAAAAAAAAGUGUUCAAAUGUAUGUGGACGUAUUACAAGAUGUAAAAAAACAAGGUGGACAUAUUUAUUAUGGAGGAAAAGUAUUGAAAGGUGAUGGCAAUUUUGUUGAGCCAACAAUCGUAACGAAUUUAUCUCAUGAUGCUGAUU